AUGUUAUCAAAACCACUUAAAGUAGCUUUCAUACAUCCUGAUUUAGGAAUAGGUGGUGCAGAAAGACUUGUGGUAGAUGCGGCAGUUGGUUUGCAAUCAAAAGGUCACGAUAUUGUUAUAUAUACUUCCCACCAUGAUCGUAGUCAUUGUUUUCAAGAAACUAAAGAUGGUACACUUGAUGUCAGAGUACGAGGAAAUACAAUUAUUCCUAGUACAUUUUUUGGAUAUUUUUAUAUUGUGUCUGCAAUUCUUAGGCAACUUCAUUUGUCGUUAUCUUUGAUCUUUACAGAUAAGGAUCAAUAUGAUGUGAUAUUUGUAGAUCAAUUAUCUGCAUGCAUUCCUUUAUUAAAGUUAACCGGCGCUAAGGUCUUGUUUUAUUGUCAUUUUCCAGAUAAAUUGCUGUCCAUAAGGGAAUCCUUGUUAAAAUCAAUUUAUAGAUAUCCAAUUGAUAAGCUAGAAGAAUUAACAACUGGUAUGGCUGAUUCUAUAGUUGUCAAUAGUAGAUUUACAUCACUUGUAUUUCAAGAAUCUUUUCCAACAAUUAAAAAUAUACCACAAAUUCUUUAUCCUGGUAUACACUUUGAUUCAUAUGAUAAGGAAAUAAAUUUACAAGAUAAAAAUAUAAAAAUUUUGGAAACUUCUAAGGAAUUGAUUUUAUCUAUAAACAGAUUUGAGAGAAAAAAAAAUAUUUCACUUGCAAUUAAUGCGUUUGCAAAUUUAAAAGAUAGUUUACCAUCAAAAAAUCUAUUUUUAAAUUUACAAUUAGUUAUUGCUGGUGGUUAUGAUCUUCGAGUUAAAGAAAAUGUAGAAUAUCAUUUAGAAUUAAAUGAGGUUGCAAAUCAAUUAGACCUUGAAACAUUUACUAUAAUGCCAGGUUCAACAAGUCAUCCACCAGAUAAUGCACAAAUUAUAUUUCUUUGUUCUUUUAAUGAGGCACAACGAACCUAUUUAUUAUCAAAGGCACUUUGUCUUUUAUACACACCAUCUAACGAACAUUUUGGAAUUGUACCAAUCGAAGCUAUGUACUCUUGUUUGCCUGUGAUAGCUGUUAAUAAUGGUGGUCCAAAAGAAACUAUAAGAAAUCAGGAGACUGGUUUCUUGUGUGAAGCAACACCUGAGGCCUUUUCAGAGGCACUUUCAUCUAUUAUUUUAAAUAAAUAUAAUAGAUAUGAUCUAGGGUUGGUAACUAUUGAAAUUUCAGAUAUUAACAUAGUAAUAGGGUAA
Messenger RNA from Entrophospora sp. SA101, 1224 nucleotides. Lineage: Eukaryota; Fungi; Glomeromycota; Glomeromycetes; Entrophosporales; Entrophosporaceae. The record is from the annotation of a GenBank genome assembly.